AUGCACGACGAAAUGAUAAAUCCCAAAUCGUUUUCUCCGGAAAUUCUCGAAAAAUCGGAAAUGUUGAGAGAAAUGAUUCCAUUGGUGCCCGAUGUUUUGAAUUCGCCAUUUUUCUUUGCCCGAUUUUUGCAAGCUAAUGAUGGGGACAUCGAGAAGACUCGUGAGAAAAUAUUGCAACUUUUAGAGCAUCGAAGACUGCUAAAAUAUGAUGUGGCAAGCGAUUUGGAAAUUUUCACAAAAGUUGCAAUUGGGAAAGAUUGUUUUGAAGUGAGUGAAGUUUUCAGUGUGACCUUGAUGUUUACCACGGCUUUGUAAACAUUUUCUAAUGUUUUCAGCGUUUCAAUAUUUCAUUGAUUGAUUAUGACAUCACUUCAAAAAAUCUUCACAUUUUCGUUCAAAAAAUGGAGGGAACUGAUCUUAAAGAAAUAAUGAAAGUUAUGCCACUCUCAUAUGUUGUUCAUUCAUAUUACAUGCUCCAAGAAAACUUUUCACGAGCAAUGGCUCAUACAGAAAGAAUCAGAGGAAAACCAUCAUCCGUUGUUUGCAUUUUGGAUUUGAAGGGUCUUAAUCUCACUGAUUUUUUGAAUCCUAUUUCUGGACCUGCACAAUUAGCAAGACUUGUUGUCAAAGUUUGGGCUGAUUAUUUCAGCGAACAUUUGUGCAAGCUUCUAAUUAUCAAUUCUCCUGGUAUUUUUUCUGUUAUGUGGCAAAUUACAAAACGUUUGAUGGACACAAAUACACAGGAAAAAUUGGCAUUUUUGGGAAGUGUUGAGGAAUUGAAAAAAUAUUUGGAAGUUGAUGCGAUUCCAGAGGAAUACGGUGGAACUUAUCGAGAUGAUUCUGGAUACGCUGAUCCACCAGAAGGAUGUUGUAGACCACCUUUGGUAAUCGAAAAAACUGAUCAUAAACCUGUUGAACAUAUUUGGAUUGAGAAUGGUAUUUUGAAAGCGCCGAAAUCAAAAACCUACACUGCAAAAUCUCAUCAAUCAGUUGAAGUUGUAUGGUCAGUAAAGAAACGUUUUUCUAUCGCUAACAUUCCUUUUCCACCUCAUCUCACCUCAUUUUCAAUGUUUUUAGCAAAUCAUCAACAACCGGUAAACUGGUUUGGAGUUAUACAUCGAGUGGCGACGUCGAUUUUGAGAUUGUAAAACGAGAUUCGGGCAAAGAAUUGGCUGUCUGGCCAAAAAUAACAAUCACAAGUUUGAAAUUGCCUGAAUUCGGCAGUGUUCCCGUGACACCUGGAGAAUAUGUUUUGCGAUUCGUGAAUCCAAGUCACACGUGGUUCCCCGUCAAAAUCAAUUGCUCAGCUGAUAUAAUAAAUGUAAAUAAUUAA
Caenorhabditis angaria is the source of this 1333-nucleotide messenger RNA. Lineage: Eukaryota; Metazoa; Nematoda; Chromadorea; Rhabditida; Rhabditidae. The record is from the annotation of a GenBank genome assembly.